Molecule: messenger RNA, 2108 nt
Organism: Phlebotomus argentipes
Lineage: Eukaryota; Metazoa; Arthropoda; Insecta; Diptera; Psychodidae
Gene: mtm
Product: myotubularin-related protein 2
Exons: 2
Coding region: 107-1933 (608 amino acids)
Biological process (GO): dephosphorylation
Molecular function (GO): phosphatidylinositol-3,5-bisphosphate 3-phosphatase activity
Source: RefSeq, a predicted model, not a curated record
UUUUCGAACUUCACUGUCAUCUGAUUGUUGCCAAAAUCCUCUGAGUUUUAUUGUUUUUCCAGACAUUUUCCCGUAGUCUGAGUUCUUUUUACAAGAAAAGUGAGAGAUGGAGAAGCGUGUGUCCAAUGUGUACACGUCCUCAAAGGUGGGGAGUUCAAAUUCCGUGGAUUCUGACUAUUCCAAGUCUUCCUCGCUAAAUUCAAAGCAAGAGACACUGGUGAACAAUGAGACCAGCUUCGUCCUGCUGCCGGGCGAGAAGCGACAUGAUCUGAAAACGGAUGUGACGUACGUUUGCCCAUACAACGGGCUUUCGAAGGGACUACUGACCAUCACAAACUACCGUCUGCACUUCCGGUCGCAACCGGCAUCAGACAAGGAAAUUGCCUUCGUUCUGGACGUACCGUUAGGGGUGGUGUCGCGUGUGGAGAAGGUGGGUGGCGCUAGUUCCCGGGGUGAGAACUCCUAUGGCAUCGACAUUUUCUGCAAGGACAUGAGAAAUCUCCGUUUCGCACACAAGCAAGAGAACCACAGCCGACGCACGGUGUUCGAGAAGUUGCAAAUGUUCGCCUUCCCAUUGGCCUAUAACGAGCGCUUGUUUGCAUUUUUCUACUCAGAGGCUUUUCCGGAGGACGGUUGGACAGUUUACGAGCCCGUUGCGGAACUGAAGCGCCUCUGCGUGAACAGUGACACGUGGCGUAUAACGCGGAUCAACGACGGCUAUGAGAUUUGCGACAGUUACCCGGCAGUGUGGGUGGUACCGAACAAUGCUCCCGAUGAGCUGCUGAAGCAGGUCGCCAGCUUCCGCUCAAGGAAUCGUCUGCCCGUGCUGUCGUGGAUUCAUCCACAAUCGCACGCCACUAUCACGCGGUGCUCGCAGCCUCUUGUAGGCGUCUCCGGGAAGCGCAGCAGUGACGACGAGAAAUACAUCAAUCUGAUCAUGGAGGCGAACGCACGUUCAGAUAAAUUGUCCAUCAUGGAUGCGCGUCCGAGUGCAAACGCUAUCGCCAACAAGGCCAAAGGGGGUGGAUAUGAGUCCGAAGAUGCAUACCAGAAUGUGGAGCUCAUCUUCUUGGACAUCCACAACAUCCACGUGAUGCGCGAAAGUCUGCGCAAGCUGAAGGAGAUCUGUUUUCCUGCAACGGACGACAAAAAGUGGCUCUCGUCGGUUGAAAGCAGCCUCUGGCUCAAGUACAUAAAAUGUGUGUUGAGCGGAGCAGUUCGAAUUGUGGACAAGAUCGAAAACAUGAGCACAUCCGUGGUGGUGCACUGUUCAGACGGGUGGGAUAGAACGUCGCAGCUCACAGCGCUGGCGAUGCUUCUUCUAGACCCUUACUAUCGCACCCUCAAAGGCUUUGAGGUGCUCAUCGAGAAGGAAUGGCUUAGCUUUGGGCACAAGUUCCAGCAACGCAUCGGACACGGCGACAGCCACCACUCCGAUGCCGACAGAUCGCCCGUCUUCCUGCAGUUCAUCGACUGCGUGUGGCAGGUGACGAAGCAGUAUCCGAACGCUUUUGAGUUCAACGAACACUUCCUUAUCACCAUCCUUGAUCACCUGUAUUCUUGCCGCUUUGGCACAUUCCUCUGCAACACUGAACGCGAGCGCGUGCAGGAGGAAUUGAAACGCAAAACGUUGUCUCUGUGGUCGUUCAUAAACUCCUCACCAGAACAGUAUCGCAAUCCGCUGUACGGCGACUUUUCGACGGUUGUACAGACUGUUCUGAAGCCAGUGGCCAGCUCGAGAUACAUCCGCCUUUGGAAGGGUCUCUACUGCCGCUGGAAUCCUAGUAUGCGGGCUCAGGAUCCCAUCUACCAACGCACCAGAGAGCUUCUAGUACUCCAAGAGCAGCUACAGCGCCAAGUAGACGAUUGCCGUUUCGACUCCAAUAACAAGCCCAAUUAUCAGCACACUAGACUUGCCUCGCCACUCCACUAAACCCCAGAGGAGAAAUUUCUUAUUUCCAUUAAACUAAAAUAAAAGAAACAACACACAUUUCGAAAAGAACACUUUUUGUAUAUGAAAAUCAUAAAAAUUAAAAUAGCAUUGAACUGUCUAGAAAAGAUUCGCAGUAAUUUCUAUUAAAGAAAGGAUACGGAUGCUACAGAGAUUC